This is a messenger RNA of Electrophorus electricus (electric eel), 2405 nucleotides long. Its product is annotated as monocarboxylate transporter 1-like. Gene Ontology annotation, cellular component: basolateral plasma membrane. The record is from RefSeq and is a predicted model, not a curated record. Gene Ontology annotation, molecular function: lactate:proton symporter activity. NCBI's taxonomy places the organism in Eukaryota, Metazoa, Chordata, Actinopteri, Gymnotiformes, Gymnotidae. Gene Ontology annotation, biological process: plasma membrane lactate transport.
UUGCAGUUAGUACUAACAAGAAUGGCCAGGACUAAAGACAAAAAGCUUGCUGCACUGUGACAUACUGGACAGUAGGUAACAGACCAAAUGUUUGGGGAGAACGUGAAGAAAAAGCAAGAGAAAGAAAACUGAACAUAAAGAAAACCAGCUUCCUUUCUGUGUGGAUACUGUAGUAUGUUGAGAAGCCAUGGCUCCUGCUGUCGGAUGUCCUGUGGGUUACAAUCCUCCAGAGGGGGGCUGGGGUUGGGCUGUGGUGAUGGGGGCCUUCAUCUCUAUUGGUUUCUCCUACGCCUUCCCAAAGUCCAUCACAGUGUUCUACAGAGAUAUUGAGGUGAUCUUCAAUGCCAGUACAAGUCGAGUCUCCUGGAUCUCCUCUCUCAAUGCUUCAUUCAUAUAUGCAGGAGUUUUCUUACUAUUCAUAGGUCCAAUCAGCAGUAUCCUGGUGAAUAUGUAUGGUUGUCGUCCCAUAAUGAUAGCAGGGGGCUGCCUCUCGGGAGCUGGACUCAUUGCUGCUUCCUUCUGUAACACAGUGGAGGGCUUGUAUUUCUGUGUGGGUGUUGUAGGAGGUCUGGGACUUGCAUUCAAUCUCAAUCCAGCCCUUAUAAUGAUUAGUAAAUACUUUUACAAGAGGAGGCCCUUUGCUAAUGGAAUUGCCAUGGCUGGUACCCCAGUCUUUCUGUCCGCUUUAGCCCCCCUGAACAGUUGGCUUUAUGAUCAGUUUGGCUUGAGAGGUAGUUUCCUUAUCCUUGGUGGGCUACUGCUAAACUGCUGUGUAGCUGGAUCUCUUAUGAGGCCCAUUGGGCCAAAGCCCAUGCCUACUGUGAAAGAGUCCAACACUCCUGGUGAGAAGAAGACUAUGAUGGAAGUUAUCAACAGUUUCAUUGAUCUGUCUCUCUUCAAACACCGCGGAUUCCUCCUGUACCUCACAGGCAAUGUGGUAAUGUUCUGUGGCCUUUUCACUCCCCUUGUAUUCCUCAGUAAUUAUGCAAAGACUAGGGAUAUUUCAAAUGAGAAGGCUGCAUCUCUGCUCUCAGUAUUGGCCAUAGUAGACAUGGUGGCACGACCCUCUAUGGGAACAGUGGCCAACACCAAAUGGGUGCGACCCAGAGUGCAACACUUCUUUGCAACCUCUGUUCUGUUUAAUGGUGUAUGCCACCUGCUUGCACCCCUGUCUGUGGACUAUGUGGGGUUUGUGUUCUAUGCGAUCUUCUUUGGCUUUGCAUUUGGUUGGCUAAGUUCUGUGCUGUUUGAGACCCUGAUGGAUCUGGUGGGAGCCCAGAGCUUCUCCAGUGCAGUGGGGCUGGUGACUAUUUUGGAAUGUGUGCCGGUGUUACUUGCCCCACCGGUGCUGGGAAAAUUUAAUGACAUCUACCAUGACUACAAGUACACUUACAUAAGCUGUGGAAUAAUCCUUUUGGUCUCGAGCUUGUUCCUCUUUGUUGGCAUGGGCAUCAACUACAGGAUGCUGGAUAAGGAAGCAAAGGAGGAAGCUAAAAGAGCCCAGCUGGAAGGAAAUGAGGAUGAAUCCAUGGACACCGCAGCCAAGGAGACUGGCAGUGAGGAGGCAGUGGCAAUGCAAACAGCCAAUAAUUCCAAAGCUGCAGGAGAUACUGUGUGCACUGAGUGAUCUAGCCUAUGUGUCACAUGCACAGAAAAGCACGCAGUGAAAAUAGUCUGUUAUAUACCUAACAAACUCUUACUGCUUCUAGGACAGGUCUAUGUGUAAAAGAGCAUACAAAUAAUGAGCCAUAUCAUAAUAUUUUAAGAGACAGGCUACAUAUUUUUAAUAGAGUUACUACCACAAUAUUACUAAUAAUUAGUGUAAUGUAGUCUAAAAUUAAAGUGUUAAACCUUUUAUUAUAUUUAUUGAUAUGGCAUACCUAGCAAGUCAAUGCAUAGUUAAAUUAGGGUUAAAAUGCAAGAAAUAACUGAAUAUGUGUUGUCCUAUUUGCUUCAGUACAUAUAUUAGUGUGUUUUUAUAGUUUGUCCACAAGCCUUGUUAUAAAUAAAUAAAAUAACUAUCAAAGAAUUGCUACAUUGCAAACUACAGCAUGGCUCACUAACACAAAAUCAGCUUCUCUGAAUGAUUUUUAAGCCAUUUACCUAUGUACCCACAGAAAAAGAAAAGAAAAAAAUAAAAUAAAAUAAAAACCACAGCGUAAAGGCUGUUACCUAAGGAAAAUUACAACACUUGCUUAUUUAAAAGAUGAAAAUCAUGAGGUUUAUUUUGAAAGAACUUAUUAAUGACCUGCACUGACAUCUAGGGUUUAUAAACACAAUAGCAAUAUGUACUAGUAAUACCGAAUACAAACUAGAAAUUGUAAUUCUUUAUUUCCUGUGCUGCUCUGCUGUAAACGUAAAGCCCAGAUUGUUUACCAUUAUAGCCCAAAUAAAUUCUGCAAAGA